AUGGCUCAUCACAUCGCGUUUUUUCUAUGCGUUUUGUUUCGAUUUGGAGAAUUUAUCGAUCCUGAAUGUCAUAUGACAACGGCUGAUAUCGGGCGACAUUUCGGAUAUAAGUCUCAUGUUCAUAUCAUUCAAACUCUCGAUGAUUAUAUAAUUGAGGUCAAUCGAUUCCCGUGCAAACAAAAUGAAGACUGCGAGGUGCCGUCAAAACGACCGGUUGUUCUAAUGCAGCACGGCUUGCUCUCCGAUAGUUUCUGCUGGAUUCCAAAUAUGCCCUCACAAUCUCCCGGAUUUGUGUUCGCUGACGCCGGAUUCGAUGUCUGGAUUGCCAACAGUCGAGGAACUCCGCAAUCGCAAAAACACAUUGGAUUCGGACCAGAAGAUAAUCGAUUUUGGAAUUUUACAUGGCAGCAGAUGUCGGAGUUCGACCUGACCGCGACCGUUGAUUACAUUCUGAGGAACACUUCACAGGAUUUCAUAUAUUAUUUGGGGCAUUCACAAGGAACCAUGAUAAUGUUCGCGAGAUUGGCUGAGAAUCGAGAAUUCUCCAAAAAGAUUCGUCAAUUCCACGCGUUGGCGCCAGUGGCCACAGUUUCGCAUAUUGGCGGUCUGUUUCGACUUCUUGGUCGUAGAUUCUUGAGUAUUGUGCAAGUUUUGCUUGACCGACUUCCAUAUUCACCGCUAACAAUACCGAAAACCAUACAGAAACUCAUAGGAUAUUUUUGCAGCAAAUCGUUUAUUCAAAAUAUUUGCACGCUAGAUAUUGGAUUUAUCGAUGGCAAUGAGAAAAUGUUCAAUGAGUCUCGAACUGGAGUUUAUUUGUGUCACACUCCAGCAGCGACGUCUGUCAAAGAUUUACAGCAUUGGAUUCAGCUUGUUGAAGCUCAAAAAGUUCAAAAGUUUGAUUAUGGAUUAGAAGGAAAUCGCGCCGAGUAUGGACAAGAUAUCCCACCAAUUUAUAAUCUUUCAAAUAUAAACACCCCAACGUAUCUGUAUUGGAGCAAAGACGAUAUUUUGGCUGAUACAGAUGAUAUUAGAGAGACAAUUUACAAACAAAUGAACUCAACAAUUGCUGGAUCGUUGGAAAUGCGCCAUUAUUCUCACAUGGACUUUGUUUUUGGUUUAAAUGCUUCAAUCGAACUCUAUCCCGGGAUCAUCCGAACGAUCAAAAAUGAUUUCGACAGCUGGCGUCGAUACAGAAUGGUCCGAUUACAAUCACAAAACUAA
Molecule: messenger RNA, 1224 nt
Organism: Caenorhabditis bovis
Lineage: Eukaryota; Metazoa; Nematoda; Chromadorea; Rhabditida; Rhabditidae
Source: the annotation of a GenBank genome assembly